CAGGAACUGGUUCUGGAGUAAUAAGUAAAGGGAAGGAGGAACCUGGAGGGGAGGCUACAAAACAACAGGAGUCGUAUUGGAUAGACAUUCCACCGCUUAGCUAUGGCUACUAAUGCACCUCUUUACUGACAUGACGAUGUGUUGACGUAGCGCUACAGGAAACAACCAGCUGGUCCUUGAUCCGGAGCUUUUGGCUGAAGAAGUGCAGCGCUGCAGGGCUAGCCUCGCUAACAUCACCGCGGUCACCGGCUGUAUCCUUCCGCUGACACUGCCCGACACCCCGGACACAGGAAACAUGGUGUCCUGGAUGAUCUCGAGAAGCGUCGUGCUGUUUUUUGGGACUCUGUAUCCAGCAUACUACUCUUACAAAGCUGUCAAGACCAAAAACGUCAAGGAAUAUGUACGAUGGAUGAUGUACUGGAUUGUGUUUGCCCUCUACACUGUGGUGGAGACCAUCACCGACCUUACACUGGCAUGGUUCCCUCUGUACUACGAGCUGAAGAUAGCCUUUGUGAUCUGGCUGCUGUCCCCCUACACAAGAGGAGCAAGUCUCAUUUACAGGAAGUGUCUGCACCCUCUGCUGUCCUCCAGAGAGAGAGAAAUAGAUGAGUAUAUCGUGCAGGCCAAAGAAAGGAGCUAUGAGACCAUGGUCAACUUUGGCAAGCAGGGCCUGAGCAUAGCAGCCACCGCUGCUGUCUCUGCAGCUGUCAAGGGUCAGGGCGCCAUCACAGAGAAGCUUCGAAGCCUGAGUAUGCACGACCUCACACAGAUUAGCCAGCAGGACGACGGAGAAGGAAACCAACUCUACCAGUACAGCUCCCGCUCAGCCAACCCCGCCGUCAGGAGAGCUCAGAGCGCCGACGCUGCAGAUGGAGCUGACUACUUUUAUGACCAGGAGGAGAGGACUGAUGAAGAGGGCGAGCCGAUCUUCUCUGAGGACGAGGCCGUCACUCAGAAAGGACUGAGACGAUCGCAGAGUGUCAAGAUCACCCGAUCCAGAGUCCGCAGAGACGCUCGUUACGGAUCCCUGAAGAUUAAAAGCAAGAAGAGACCAGCGCUGAACACUGUGAACUACGGAGUGUGAAAAGAAUAAAGCAGACACACACACACACACACACACACACACACACGCAUACACGCAUACACGCACGCACGCACGCACACAGAGCAGCGUGCUGAUUGGUGGAUGGUAUUACAGCUCUUCUCGGUCUGAGUUUUCACUCUGCUGAGCUCUUUAAUGUAUCCGAUGAUGAGCUUCCUUCUGAAAUAUUUAUUACUUAAUUCAUCCAAAACCGGAGUUCUCUGGGAACUUUUGAUAUUUUUCUUUUGGUUUAGUGGCGUACAUUUUUGCAUGGUCUUGUGUGUAUUUCAUCCGUCGUUCAUUAGAGUUAUAGUUGUGCAGUCUUUUUAGAUUGUUUAGUCUUUUCGUUUCAUUUCAACCAAGCUUUGUGGUCUUACUUUCUCAUGAGGCCUUCUUUUAUAAAGAGUUGAUUAUCUGCAAUUGAUGGCCUAACGGAUAGGUAAAUCAUUUACUCAUGAGAACUCUUUUGGCUUGUGCCUCCAAAGGUUGCUUUGACUUUGUAGCCGUUUAUUUGUCAGGGAGACCCUUACAGUAUCUGCACCCAAACAGGUUUCUGUGUCUAACAGCUUAAUAACACUUACAACUCUAGAUUUAUUGUAUAGUGUCAUUUCCCCUUUGGCCACUUGGGGCCAGCAUGACAAACUUAAAUUAUCCCUUUUUUAUUAAGUUGCAGCAGCGAACGUGUCGAUAACAGUCGCUUAUAUACACGUCCUGCAGACACCGAAUAAAAGUCCAAUAGUCAAGCUCCUUUAAGCUCACAGUACACAGGGAUCAUUUGUCAUUGUUAAUGACUAUGCUGCUACAGACGCAUUCCUCCCCCUCACAAAUGAAGAGUUGACUUUCCAAGAAAAUAAAGUGCACCCUUGUUUAGUUCAGUACACUCUUGCUUUUGCUGCUACAACCUCACCAGGUGUAGCAGUGACCUCCGGUGGCUGGGGAUGUCACAAAAACCCACGCUUUGGUAAACUUUGUAAAACUUUUUUUUCUACACAGUAAGUUCCCUAUCAGAGGUAAAUUCUAACAUCACUGUGACGUUCAGAUGUAAUCUCGUAAAAAUUGUAAGUGUUUAUUGUUUAGUUUUUUUACCGUCGUAUCAAAUUUGGUACCAAGAAUCGUGGAAUUUCCCUGGUAUUUGUAUCCACUACUACAUUUCUGGUAUUGUGACAUCGCUAAUGCUGGCUAAUGUUAGCAAACUGCAGGGCUAUGCAUUUGAACUCAGCAGAGUGAUCUUCUUUCAGCUCGCUGUUUCGGCCCACAGCUGUCCUGCUCUGGUUCACUCUCUCCGCUCAGCUGUCUUCACUGGUUGAAGCUCUGAGCCCCACUGUUCACCAACUCUAACAGCAGACGUGAACUUUAGAAGUCUAAUGAAUGCAACACUUGAGCACCAGCAGAUGAACACUAUCCCUCGUUCCUGUCAGAGGAGGAGAAACCACGAACACCAAUGAAGAGAAGGAAAAGGGAAGAGAGAACCAAAUGAAUGAAACAAAGGGACUCUUUCCAGGUUUCUCUGUGCAGAAUUCCAGCCUUUAUGAAGGCCCAGAACUCCCCCUCACAAUAAUGACCAUUUCCACUUUUUACUUGUGUAUUUUUAUGGCUGUGUGUCCCAAUCACACCCCUGGUUGUUAAUUUUUAGCUGUGUUUUUUUAAAUAUCAGUGAAGAUUUGUUUGAGUUAUUUAAAUCUUAUUUUGUGUGUGUGUGUGUGUGUUACCUUUGAAUUAAACGGAGUCUUUUGUAAGAUAACCACCUGUUUUUGCACAUAUACCUCCUCCCAAACUUUUUUUUCUUUAUCAAUGCUGUUGUUGCCUGUCAUCUCAUGAUAUAAUGUACUUUGCUGUGGGAGGAUGCAGCACACAAUUAGCUUAACCACUCUUGAUGAUGGAUGCUAAUACUAACGGCCCUCUCUUGUGACAUUUUGAAGUUUGGCUCGUUUUUGUCCACUGUUCAUUUGAUGAACAUGUCGCUGUGCUUCUGACUCAGCAGCAGUAAGUUCGGCUGAAGUCAAAUGACUUUAGCAUUCUCCAACCAAAAAAUAUCCCCCAAAAAAUAAGCCAAACUUCCACAUGAUGCCCUUUUAAUCCUCAUAACUGAAUAUUGAUACCAAAGCUUCAUUUACUCACCUGGAAGCUGUGUGGCUGGAUGUUUUUGUGUUUUUUUUAUCUGUGUGGGUAAAAUGUCUGGUGUGUGGAUUAUAAAUUCAAUACAAUAAAUAAG
Anoplopoma fimbria (sablefish) is the source of this 3293-nucleotide messenger RNA. It is a transcript of the gene reep3b, whose product is annotated as receptor accessory protein 3b. Gene Ontology annotation, molecular function: microtubule binding. The transcript has 8 exons. Bases 296 to 1084 code for a protein of 262 amino acids. The record is from RefSeq and is a predicted model, not a curated record. Gene Ontology annotation, cellular component: endoplasmic reticulum tubular network; cytoplasmic microtubule; endoplasmic reticulum membrane. Gene Ontology annotation, biological process: endoplasmic reticulum tubular network organization. Lineage: Eukaryota; Metazoa; Chordata; Actinopteri; Perciformes; Anoplopomatidae.